This is a messenger RNA of Physella acuta, 1143 nucleotides long. RefSeq lists its product as uncharacterized. Lineage: Eukaryota; Metazoa; Mollusca; Gastropoda; Physidae. The record is from RefSeq and is a predicted model, not a curated record.
AGGCUUAUCAGGUUGUGAAAUCCCAAGUAAAGCUACAAAGGAGGACCAAGAAAGAGUAUUUUACCCAGGAAAACAUGAAGCUGAGAUGUGCUAUGGAGGAGAAGCUGAUCUACACAAACAUGUGGCAGACUGUACUAAGAAUCCAGGUCACAAAGGUUUUAUACCUCUUAAAGAUUUCAACAUAAAUUGUCUCCCUUCACGUUACCAAGACGACCUCAUGUCUGAGUCAAUCAAAACAUUGGCAGCCCUAACUGUCCAGGUAAAAACUAAAUUCACCAGUCAAGAGAGACCAGAGUUUUACCCAGGCACUCAAGUUCCAUAUCCAUGUUAUAAUGACAGAGGAAGUCACGUGAUUAGGUUAUUGACGGGGAGGAUUUGUUAUGUAUACAAAUCAACGGACAUUGAUGAAGAUUGUCAAGUCUCUGCCACACCCAGCAAAGUCUGGGGUGAGAUCCGUGUAAUAACAGCCACACACAUGGUGUUUGAUGACAGUGAGGCGAAACAGACCAGGUGUGUUUUAGGUUUUGAUGACAAUACAAGUCCAGUGGUCAGUCUUGAUGGCUGGGAGGUGGUGGGGAAGGCGCACACUGAAAGAGAUAGAUGUGAGUUAAAAUACUUGACAUGUGAUUUAAGUCUAGUCGAUGAUCUUGAGAAAGACUGGCGAAGAUUUGAUGAUCUACACUCAGAAGUAAAAAACAAAUUCAGAGAUACUGUUGAUAUAGACAAGUUGACAGUUAUAGUGUCAUAUCCGCAUGGUUGUCCUAAGCAGAUCUCUGUAGGACAGUGGAAAUACAAGAAAAAAAGAGAAGAUAGGUACUCUAGGUACUGGUACACAACAUGUACAUGUCCUGGUUCCAGUGGAGCGACUGUCUACAUUCCUAGCAGUGGUGGCUGGUGGCGCCAACAUCCACACAGUGGAUCUAAUGAUGAUGGAAAUUACAGUGGCGAGUGGUUGAGCUAAUAUAAUCACCAGUUCUCCUUUGGCUACACAAUUUAAAACAAAAACAAUGCUCGAUAUAUCAAUGUUUUGACAAUAAGUGUCUAGACAUGUUUGGCAACAUUUCGAAUAUAACAUAACUUGCUUUUUAAACCGCUUAACAAUUAUGAUUAUUACCAAAGACAAUCACAUUUUUAGUCAAAUGU